Rangifer tarandus platyrhynchus (Svalbard reindeer) is the source of this 783-nucleotide messenger RNA. NCBI's taxonomy places the organism in Eukaryota, Metazoa, Chordata, Mammalia, Artiodactyla, Cervidae. The record is from the annotation of a GenBank genome assembly.
AUGCAGGGGCCUGUGGCCUUGGUGCAACUCCCCUUAGAGAUUGUGGUGCCUGGGCUGUGUCCCAGGGAGGGGCUGGUUCAUCCCGAGCAUUGUCUGAGGCCCUACUCUGACCCCGCCGACCGGCGGCGAGGGGGUGCCUCCCGGCAACCAUCGUCCAGUACAGAGCACGGGAGAGCAGACGCCAGCCCCACCGGGGAACCGACGGCCAAACGAGCGUGGCCUUGCGGGCUGCCCGUCUGCCUGCACCGCCCGACCCUGGAAACCUGCCAGUCGCGGAGGAGCCCCGCGCUGCGGCCCGGGAAGGGUGUCUGGGAGAAGCGGGCGGGGGGCGGGGCAGGGGCCGGGGUGCUCUGCGUCUCUCUCGGGACUCGGGAGGCCUGGAACCUCGGCGUGGGGGUGGCGGGGGGUUCCGGGCCAGAGCUGCAGCCACCAGUGCCUUGUGUCAGAAGCAUCUUUCCCCUUGGACUGGACGAGGCCUCCCUGCCCGCUCUGCCAUCCCUGCCGCCCUGCAGCGGCCCGUUGGACCCUGUGUUCGCCCUCACCAUCCACCUCGAGUGUGCCGAAAACCCCAACCUGCCUGCCCAAGGCCCCGGCCGAGGCCAGCGGGGUUCGUUCAGGGUCGUGAGGACAGUGAAGUCAGAGGGCAUCCCCAAGGAGGAGGCCCUACCCCCGGCGCAGGAGAACCCCAACCUGCAAGCCCGGCGCCCAGCCGAAUGGCUGUUCCCUGUGAAGCUCAGCGUCCGCAGCGGCUCUGGCUCACGGGGGCCACCCGCCCGGACCUGA